This is a messenger RNA of Haliotis rubra (blacklip abalone), 423 nucleotides long. RefSeq names its product mediator of RNA polymerase II transcription subunit 27-like. Gene Ontology annotation, molecular function: transcription coactivator activity. Gene Ontology annotation, biological process: regulation of transcription by RNA polymerase II. Bases 1 to 423 code for a protein of 140 amino acids. The record is from RefSeq and is a predicted model, not a curated record. Gene Ontology annotation, cellular component: mediator complex. The transcript has 5 exons. NCBI's taxonomy places the organism in Eukaryota, Metazoa, Mollusca, Gastropoda, Lepetellida, Haliotidae.
AUGGUUGCCAGCAAACUUGUCAUGCCUGGUGCAGAGUACAUUCUGUGGAUAUUUAUGUUGUUGACGCUGGAGAGGACGUUGCGUGCCCUGAUUGUGUUGAGAGGCUGCGUCAUUGAGUGGGUGAAGAUCAAAGGUUACCAUGAAAACUUCCUUGCUGAUGAUGGCAAGAUUGACAUUUGGUCAGCCUCACGAUACCAGGUGUUCCAGAAGAUAACUGAUCAUGCAAGUGCAGCAUCUCUACAUUUCUAUCAUCCCACCUACACAGAGCUGACAGUCAAAUCACUUGUGCUGUGGCUUCGAGCCUACAACACACUGUUCUCGGCCCCCUGCAACAAGUGUGGCAAACACCUCCAGGGGGCACUGCCACCAACAUGGCGAGACUUCCGCACACUUGUACCAUACCAUGAAGGAUGUAAACAAUAA